This is a messenger RNA of Dentiscutata erythropus, 313 nucleotides long. The record is from the annotation of a GenBank genome assembly. NCBI's taxonomy places the organism in Eukaryota, Fungi, Glomeromycota, Glomeromycetes, Diversisporales, Gigasporaceae.
AUGACUGGAUCAUUUGAUAAAUUACGAAUGUUUGACCCAAUAAAUAUAUUUUCUACAAAAUUUAAAACUAGUCAAAAAGAUCGUCAAGCAAUAAUUUUGGAACACGAUAAUUGUUGGAAAAGCGUAUGGACAAUAUCUUUACCAAUAUCAUAUGUAAAAACGCGUUUUACGUUUCCGGCAUUAGCAUUAAACGCUACUAUAUCGUUGUUACCAUUUUUAGAAACACCAAAUCAAAUAAUUAAAAAAGUCAAAGACGAUAUGUAUGAUAUUAAUAAUUUUGGAAGAAUGAAUUUGUUAGCGGGAUUAUGUGAAG